AGCUGACAGGAGGAGAGCGGGCGAGAGACUCGGGACUCGGCUCCGGCAGGCAAGAGGCGGGGCGGAAGAGGCAGCGCAAGGCGGCGUUGUGCGCUCUGCUGCUCCGGCCCGGCGGUGGGUGGAAGCCGGCACGGGAGGCCGGGGAGCCUAUGGCCGGGCCGCUGCUCCGGAGCGGGGUGCGCCGGUUCCCCUGGCUCUGCAACGUGCUGCUCUACGGCAGCCUCUUCUCGGCCGGGGACGCGGCUCAGCAGCUGCUGCGGCGACGCCCGGGGCAGGAGCCGGACUGGGCGCAGACCCGGCACGUGGCGCUGGUGGCCCUCAGCUUCCAUGGCAACUUCAACUACGUGUGGCUGCGGGGGCUGGAGCGGGCGCUGCCCGGCCGCGCGCCCGGCGCGGUGCUGGCCAAGGUGCUGUGCGACCAGCUGGUGGGGGCCCCUGUCGCCAUCCUGGCCUUCUACACGGCAGGCAUGAGUAUACUUCAGGGGAAAGAGAACAUUUUUUCCGACUGUAAAAAGAAAUUCUGGAAUACAUAUAAGACUGGACUGAUGUACUGGCCUUUUGUGCAGCUUUCAAACUUCGUUCUGGUCCCUGUUUACUUGAGAACAGCUUACACUGGGCUCUGUGGCUUUCUCUGGGCUAUCUUCAUUUGCUUUUCACAACAGAGCGGUGAUGGCACAGCAAAGUCGGCUUUUCGGUGGUUCCAAAAAGAGAAGGUCAAUGCAGAUGGAGAACCAUCAGAGAAAUGAGAAAGUUAUUUAAUGGAGUAUUUAUUUUAAAUGGUUAAACUGUGCUUGUAAAGGGCAAUGAAUUGCACCGCCAGCAGAUUUCUGUGUUUUAAAAUGAAUCUUCAUCCCAGUGCUCAGUGGUCAUUAUAUACAGUGGAAUAGUUUGGUUUUGCACCUGUUUAUUUUCACAGAAAAGAGGCCCAUUGUAUAUUGGUGUUUAAUUAUUUUCAUGCUGGCAGCUAGUCUCCUCUGGACAGCCACUUGCUUCUUACAGUGCAGUGAGAGCAUUUGCACAACAUGGUAGCCAGCCUCAUUGGGGAGAAAUAUUAGCUGUAAUUUAAUUUUCAAGCAACUUCUAAUUGCUAGAAAAGGGGGAUAGAACAUUAAAUCAUCUGUGUUUAUACUUGCCAGUUAUUAUGAGAGCAAGAUUCCUUUUGCAUUCACUGGAGUUUUCUCUGAAUUGCAGCCUAUGGUACUGAAUCUAUAUUUAUUCUGAGAAAAAAUUGUACUGUUUUUUUAUAGAAACCAAUUAUAACAUUUUUUAAACUCUUGCCUUAGUUUGCAAUGAGAAUCUGUACAAAGACAAUAACGUAGGCUUGCCAAAUUUACCAGCCUAAGCACAAAAUGUAUUUGCUCACCCUCUACAAUGAUCAAUGACAAGGAAAAAUUAACGAUAUUUUAUGUACUUGUCUAUUUAGCCUAGUUGCCCAAGUGGAUGAGUGAAUGGAAUUUUGCAAGGCUGAUGUAGCUGUGGAAUUGUUAUUGCUGUGUGUGUGUAUUUAAUAUCCUCAAGAUAAUGAGGCAAUUAAAAGAUGGCUUUAUUUAUUCUGGUUAGUACUUUUAAAAUCAACAUUAUAUUUGGAUAUUUGAAUUCCUUUUCAGUAAGAUUCGUAGUGUAUGGAGUAUGGGUGAAUGUCUAUGAUAGAGACAAUACAUACUCAAAAGCAAAUUAGAAAUAAUGUGCUCAUAUUAAUGCUUUUUGUGAUAAUUCUAUUAUAGGUAGUGCUUUUAUUUUUAUUUCUGCAUGUGCCUUAAAUGUAUAGUGAUAAACUGCAUUCAUUUAGAAGAAAGGGAGGAGUACCAUUUCAGGGAAAAUAAGAGCUGACAUUAGGGAAAUUGACAAGGUUUUCAAGAAAGAGUAAACACAAUCUCUAUGUGAUCUGUGGUAAGAUGCCAUAUGCUGCGAUGUGGAAAGCAUUCCAUUGGUGAUCGUUUUUGAACUUUUACCAAUAAAUGUGACAGCUAUCAGGAUUGCAAAUAAUAAGAAAUAAGGUUCAGUUUGAUAUCAGAUUACUAAUCCCUCCCACAGAGUUGAAAGACAACACCAUCAGUUAUUUCCUGUUCCCUGUUUCUUUACCUUGUCAGCAUGCACAAAAUGAAAAUGUUAUUAAGAAUAUAGUUCUUGGAGAAAAAAUGAUGACUGAGAUAUAAUGUUGCUUUGCUGUGUGCUGUUAACAAUAUGCCAAGUUCCACCCUUGAAGUAGCUGCAAUUCAUUAGUGGAUGAAAUGAUUCAUAUACAGUUAUAAUUGUUAGUAGAAUUUGUAAUGAGUGGAACACCCCUCUUUUAUUUUUAAAGCUUUGGAUGUUUAUACAUGCUGUGCACUAGUGCUGUAAACUUUUCUGAUGCCAGUUAUUCAGAAACUUGGCUUAAAUAGGAUUUUUGUCUGGGUAAGAACUUCAGGAUUUAUCUCCAUGUUUCUUCUGUUUGCAGUAUAUAGAAGGUAGUUCUUUGUUCCUUUUCUCUUUUGUGUAAUCACACUGGAGCAUGUAGUUCUCAUGUUUCAGUGAACUUAAGAAUCUAAAAAGAAAAGGAGUACUUGUGGCAUAGAGACUAACCAAUUUAUUUGAGCAUAAGCUUUUGUGAGCUACAGCUCACUUCAUCGGAUGCAUACUGUGGAAAAUACAGAAGAUGUUUUUAUACACACAGACCAUGAAAAAAUGGGUGUUUAUCACUACAAAAGGUUUUCUCUCCCCCCACCCCACUCUCCUGCUGGUAAUAGCUUAUCUAAAGUGAUCACUCUCCUUACAUCCUUUUACUCCCCCCGUUUCUCUUGAAAAGGGCUACAUAAGUAACACUAAUCUCUCCUCCUGUUCUAAAACCUCUUUGUAAUCACUAGCUUUGGCAGUUAGUAGGACUGUUUCAGGGGUGGGAGAUGCAAAACAAUGUGGCUAUCUUGGGCCAGAUCCUCAGCUGGUGUAAAUUGGCAUAGCUCCUUUGAAGUUUUUGGAGCUCUGUCAGUGUACACCAUCUGAAGAUUUGGCCCCUUAGUUUUUGGAAAUACUGUAAUUUCUUACCACUUUAUAGAUUAGGAGACUCUAAUAUGACUUUUCCUACAAAUGCACACUUGUAUUUGCCUCCUCUGCAAAGCAGGGCUAAUGAGUUGGCGAUACAGUACUUAACAACAAGAACAUCCAAAAUAUCAAACCGUGGACUGGCAGCUGGGCAGGAUUGCCCUCGUGCCUGUUUGGAUGCAUGUUUCAUAGGUGGUCCCAGAGAGCCCACAUAAAGGAGCCGCAAUAGACUUAAUGCCAACUGAACACUACACAGAAUUCACCAAAAAAAGUAUGGCUAGAUAAAAGAAGUCAAGAUGGUGCUCAGCAAAAGGAGGGAGCUCUCUGCCAACAGCUAUCAGGCAUGUAUUCACAUGACACCUCCAUUUCAUGGGGUUGUUUCUAAGAUCAAAUGAGUAGCGAAGACAAAUUCUGACCAGGUGUGACAGCAACUCGGUUUUAUUCAGUGUAGCUGUGUAGUUUAUACAGGGUCUGAAUUUGGCCAAAUGAGAAUUUGAAAGUCUGUUUUCCAAUUACACUAAUUUAAAAAAAAUGUACUUUCCUAUAUCAUUUUGAUAUCUGAGUCACAUUCUGCUAGGAGUUCAGGCUGGUGUCUAGAAAAAGCCCAGCAGAGUUUUUCCUGCCCUGGAAAGCAGCACUCACUGACAUUGCCCAGAACCUUAGGUUUCACAGUAUGGUGCAUGAGAAGCUGCUUGGCUCAUCCAUAUACAUCACAUUCUGAUGGGCACCAUCUAAGUAUGUAUAGCAUAAUAAUAAUAAUAAUAAUAUUGGUGCCACAUUUGCAACCUGGAAAGCUUCUACCUUCCCAUUCUCUGCUGGUACAGCCAAUUCCCGCUUUAUGGCAAUGGGAAAAGGGGUACAAGGAAUAUUCAUAUAUUAGGAUGGGAAACAUCCAUUUAAUUUUACUUGGAAAAUGGUUGUAUAUUUGCAGAGAAUCAGUAAACAGUAAAAGUCAUUAUUUGGACAUGGUUAUCUUUAGUGGUGUGUGUAUAAACCCAUGCUUUUGUGAAAAGUUCCAUGGGAUCUUCAUUGACCACAAGCGAAGACCUUAGUUUUAUGUCACACCUAGAAGAUGGCACCUCCUACUGCAUGGUCCUUAUCACAAAGAGCAGGUUAUGGGAUUAUUAGGAUAAGGAUUAUUAACCCCAUUUUACAGGUGGGGAAAUUGAGUCUCAAAGAUUAAUGACAUACUGAGGGUCAUUCAGCAAUUCAGGGGCAGAGCCAAGAACAGAAUCCAGAACUCCUGCCUUCAAAGCCUUAUGCUAUAGCCACUGGACUCUGCUCCCUCUCAGAUUAGAAGCAAAUAGAAAUCUGGGAUUAUUAUUAUUUUAUUAGAUAAUAAGUAAUAUAUUUCCAGACGCGAGCAUGGACAUUAGGGAGGAAAGAAAGGCAUAAAAUGAAAACUUCAAUAGAUGUGUAAAAUAAACAUGCAAAGGGUAGAAUCAUAGAAUCAUAGAAUAUCAGGGUUGGAAGGGACCCCAGAAGGUCAUCUAGUCCAACCCCCUGCUCAAAGCAGGACCAAUUCCCAGUUAAAUCAUCCCAGCCAGGGCUCUGUCAAGCCUGACCUUAAAAACCUCUAAGGAAGGAGAUUCUAUCACCUCCCUAGGUAACGCAUUCCAGUGUUUCACCACCCUCUUAGUGAAAAAGUUUUUCCUAAUAUCCAAUCUAAACCUCCCCCACUGCAACUUGAGACCAUUACUCCUCGUUCUGUCAUCUGCUACAAUUGACAACAGUCUAGAGCCAUCCUCUUUGGAACCCCCUUUCAGGUAGUUGAAAGCAGCUAUCAAAUCCCCCCUCAUUCUUCCCUUCUGCAGGCUAAACAAUCCCAGCUCCCUCAGCCUCUCCUCAUAACUCAUGUGUUCCAGUCCCCUAAUCAUUUUUGUUGCCCUUCGCUGGACUCUCUCCAAUUUAUCCACAUCCUUCUUGAAGUGUGGGGCCCAAAACUGGACACAGUACUCCAAAUGAGGCCUCACCAAUGUCGAAUAGAGGGGAACGAUCACGUCCCUCGAUCUGCUCGCUAUGCCCCUACUUAUACAUCCCAAAAUGCCAUUGGCCUUCUUGGCAACAGGGGCACACUGCUGACUCAUAUCCAGCUUCUCGUCCACUGUCACCCCUAGGUCCUUUUCCGCAGAACUGCUGUCUAGCCAUUCGGUCCCUAGUCUGUAGCUGUGCAUUGGGUUCUUCCGUCCUAAGUGCAGGACCCUGCACUUAUCCUUAUUGAACCUCAUCAGAUUUCUUUUGGCCCAAUCCUCCAAUUUGUCUAGGUCUUUCUGUAUCCUAUCCCUCCCCUCCAGCGUAUCUACCACUCCUCCCAGUUUAGUAUCAUCCGCAAAUUUGCUGAGAGUGCAAUCCACACCAUCCUCCAGAUCAUUUAUGAAGAUAUUGAACAAAACCGGCCCCAGGACCGACCCUUGGGGUACUCCACUUGAUACCGGCUGCCAACUAGAUAUGGAGCCAUUGAUCACUACCCGUUGAGCCCGACAAUCUAGCCAGCUUUCCACCCACCUUGUAGUGCAUUCAUCCAGCCCAUACUUCCUUAACUUGCUGACAAGAAUACUGUGGGAGACCGUGUCAAAAGCUUUGCUAAAGUCAAGAAACAAUACAUUCACUGCUUUCCCUUCAUCCACAGAACCAGUAAUCUCAUCAUAAAAGGCGACAAAGGUAGUGGAAGUGUGUUCGACACUGCUAAAUUUAAUCGUUUAUUUGUGAAAUUCUUGAAGAGGAAACUGUCCAAUGGAUUUGAGGCAGUCUGAAGUAAACAACAUGUAGUACAAUGGGACAACAAUUUAAACUACUUGUGCAAAUGCCUGUGGGUUUAGAAUUGGUUGUAAUCUCUCAGGAGAAAGAUCUGUGGGUCAUUGUGAACAGCUCAAUUAAGAUGCUUGCUCAAUUUAUACCAGUGAUUAAAAAAGCAAAUGAGACGAUGGAUUAUAUUAGGACAGAAAAAUAUUUAUUUCUGUGAACCCAUUCAAAGUAGUAGAUACUUUAUAUUAUUUUGAUAUUUAGAAAGGAAUUGUCCUCAGUGAAAACAUUUUGUGCUUCUCUGAAUGGAAAUGAGUUUUGCAAAUAAAACCAAAUCUACAAAUUUUAUAAAAUGAGGCAGAGCAACUUUCACAAACAAGAGGUGCUGGAAUCUUCCUGUAUUUGGAGGUGUUUGUUUCGGUGCUUCAUAAUAAUACAUUAACCCUUUUCUCUACUGGUUCUAUAGGUCAUCUGCUGCACUAUCAUCACUCCACUGAUGUCAGUAUAGUAUUGGAGGUGCCUGGCAGACAGAGCAGCAAAGGAAGUGCAUUUCACGCCCCAUACCUAUAAUACAAUAUGUACAGAUUAGCAUCAGUGGAGUCUUUUUUUAGUGAACUCACAUACAGUGAAAACACCUUUCUAGGGAAGCAGAAUGGAAGUCCAAAACGGCCUCCCAUUGUAAUGUGCAAAUUCCAGUUCUGGUUCUAGUGAUCCUCUACUUAGAAUGAAGUUGUUCAGUGAGAAAUUGUUACAAUAUAAGAGGGCCCCACUGUAGUAAGUGUUUGCAAAAUGAAGUGAUUACAAUGUAACACCAGUGUCUAAGGAAAAAGCCAGAUUUACCUACAGUGUAGAAUGUGUGCAAAUAUGAAGAUAGAAUGAUAAAUGUGAGAAUUGGAACAUUGUUAGCAAUGUAAUUACAUUGGAACUUCCAUAUAAUAAUUCUUUGCAUUUAUUUCUACAGCAUUUUUUAUCUGAGCUGCUCAAAGCCUUUUACGAACAUGAAGGGGGAAAAUCCUCUUCUUAGCACCCACCCAGAAUAAUUGGGCUGGGGACUGAUGAUCUUUGAGGGAACAGAGAGGUAAUCCUCUUCUAGAGAGCCUGCCCUGAGGCCCACUUCCCAGUCUCAGGAAUAGAGUAGUCUCUGCAGUUCUUGCGGCCCACUCCAGGGAAGUGGGAAGGAUUUGGUCAGUGACCCAAUGAUCCUGUACCCAAGAAGCCGAGCACAGUAACACAGCUAGUCUACACUGAACAGUUUGAACUAUGACACACAUAGUUUCCAACCCACAUGAACUUCCAAAACAUGUACACACAGCACAACUACAGGGUUCAACAGCAUCUGAGACUCUUCUGCAUGUGGAGAGAUGGCAGCUUUUGCCCUGAAUUAGUUAACCCUCUGUCAAGGUUCCUUCCUGACUCUGAACUCUAGGAAACAGAUGUGGGGACCUGCAUGAAAAACCCCCUAAGCUUAUUUUUACCAGCUUAGGUUAAAACUUUCCCAAGGUACAAACUAUUUUACCUUUUGCCCUUGGACUUUAUAGCUGCCACCACCAAGCGUCUAACAAAUAUAUAACAGGGAAAGAGCCUGCUUGGAAAAGUCUUUCCCCCCAAAAUCUUCCCAAACCCUACACCCCCUUUCCUGGGGAAGGCUUGAUAAACAUCCUCACCAAUUUGCAUCGGUGAACACAGACCAAACCCCUUGGAUCUUCAGAACAAUGAAAAAGCAAUCAGGUUCUUAAAAGAAGAAUUUUAAUUGAAGAAAAAGUAAAAGAAUCACCUCUGUAAAAUCAGGAUGGUAAAUACCUUACAGGGUAAUCCGAUUCAAAACAUAGAGAAUCCCUCUAGGCAAAACCUUAAGUUACAAAAAGACACAGAAACAGGAAUAUACAUUCCAUUUAGCACAGCUUAUUUUAUCAGCCAUUUAAAGAAAACAGAAUCUAAUGCAUAUCUAGCUAGAUUACUUACUAAGUUCUAAGACUCCAUUCCUUUUCUGUUCCCAGCAAAAGCAUCAUACAGACAGAGAGAACCUUUGUUUCUGCCCCCCCCCCCCAGCUUUGAAAGUAUCUUGUCUCCUCAUUGGUCAUUUUGGUCAGGUGCCAGCAACAUUAUCCUAGCUUCUUAACCCUUUACAGGUGAAAGGGUUUUUUCUCUGGCCAGGAGGGAUUUAAAGGUGUUUACCCUUCCCUUUAUAUUUAUGACACCCUCCCAAUGCCCUUUUCUGACUAGUUGAUGGCUGGGGAAACUGAGGCACACAUGAUUUCCCCAUGGUCAUACAGGGAGCAUAUGGUAGAGGACAUUCAUUCCCUAACCCCUGUUCCUGAGCUUUUAUCAGAAGACCAGUUUCCCCCCUGACUGCACCUGUGGUAGUGAUGCCACAGGCUUUUUAGGUGGAGCUUUCUUCCCCUUACUUUCACGUUUCCCACUAGUGCAUGGCUUAUGUAACAUCUUCAGUCUUUCUCUCAUCCUUGUUUAGUGGUUGAGAUUGAGGAAUCUAUUUUUCUGGCAUUCCUCUAAUGCUUGUGGUGUUCUCAUCUCACCAUUACUUUAACAGCCCAAUCCUACAGCCGUAGCUCAGGCAAAACUGCCAUAUAAUUCAAUAUGUGUGGUUUGUCUGUUUUAGGAUUGCAUGCUCAGGCCCUUGAUAUAGUCUUGGUAAUGAUGGGGUUUGAUAUCUCACUCUCUGCAAUAAGCACCACAUUUACUUAUCUAAUAAAAUAUGCUCGUCUGCUUCCAUUUCAUGCAUCACAUACUUUUAUUUUCACAUCCAAAGCACAACAAGAUUGUUAGCUGUACCUGAGCUGCCAUAGUAGGCCAGUGAUAUUGUUUGAAGGACUUUACAUUAAUUACAUGCUCGAUUGAAAAUGGUCACAAUACACAGUGAUGAGAGACUAGUAGAGUGUAGUAAUUACAUCUGAUGUUAUGUGGAAGUACUUGUACUGUUCCAGUGCAAUAUUUCUCUGAUUUUUCAGAAUCCUCCUUACAGAACAAAUCAGUCACUUGGAGAUGAAUUUUUAAAUGUAUUUAGGCACUUAAAGAUGCAGAUAGGCACUUAGUGGGAUUUUCAAAAGCUCCUAGCCUCUGACUCCCACUGGGAGCUCAAUCCUGCACAACUCCCAAAGGGAGUUAGGGGUCUGGGUGCUUUGAAGUUUCCAUUAGGUGCCUAUCUGCAUCUGUAGGUGUCUAAAUAAAUACUGUUUAAAAUCUGGCCUUUAGACAGUUGUGAAUACCCUGAGGGACAUGGAUCACCUGUAGCUCCCCCUAGCACAGAGGAGCACAGGGGCUACUUUGCAUGUCUCUCCUGGCGCAAGCAUCCCGUAUGGAACAGGUAGGAGGUAGGGUGCUGUGCUGGCACAGAGAAUGGACUGGCUGCAUUUAGUGGAUCAUGUUGCACUGUCCUUGCAGAUGAUAUAGCUUGCAUAGUCCCAUAUUCACCAGGCUGUUGAGGGAGGGAAUUACAUCUCCCUUAGACCUGUGGGGCUGUACAGUUCCACAUUGUCCACUGCCCAGCCCAGUGAAUAAAUGGCACAAUUUGACCAUCAGACUGAAGCAGGAGAUUGGAAGAUUAUAGCUGCCAUUUCAAGGUGAAGGAGAUAAGAGAAUAUUAAGAGGAAGGGACAGGCAUACCUAUUGUAUGGCAUGUGUAAAAUUGCUCUUAUACUGAAUUGGGUUUUUUUGUUGUCCUUGUAGUUUUAUUUUUUUGUGGACCAGCAACAAAAUAACAUAUCCUUCUUCUAUGCCUCUGGGCCUGUGAACGUUUUUGAGCUCUCAUGUAAGAUCAGCGCUUGUGCAGGAGAAAUGGAUGUCCACAUGCAAUUACCUUUAAUUUUUAGACUUUCUAAUGCCAAUGCAGGUAAACUCAGGCCCUAAGUGAGAUGGCAGAGUGAUACUGUGUUGGCAUGUUUUAUAUGACUUUUUAUUUUAACAGAAGUAUCUGUGUAUUAAAAUUCAAUACACUAUUGUACACUUUUGUUAGCAUGCAACCUAUCAUAUGCUAGACCCUGUAUCUUUGUGUAAUUCAGGAAUCUGGUUUUCUGUGAAUCUAUUAUCACCUGUAAAGGUUUGGACUCACUCCUAUGGCGCCUCCUGCUGGCAGUCAUUGGGAAUUAGCUCAUCCAGCCCCACAGCGCCCUCUGCAGCCCGGUGAUCCGCCUUACCGCCAGCCCCUGUGUCCCUCCCAGGACCCGGUGUCCCUUUCUCUGGCAGUACCCCCACACUCUCAGGUUCUGGGUCUCCCCACCCAGAGGAACCCCCACCCUCUAACUCCACCUUGCCUCAGUUUGGGCUACUGCCAGUCCCCACUUAGCCCCUUGUAUCAGGGGCAGACUGCAGUGUAUAUGCCAUUCAUCACAGGCAAGGGGGUUUGGACCUGCUACCCAUGGGCUGCCCCUCUGCAACCCUGCACCUAUUCAGCCUGUAAUCAGGCCUGCAGCCUGAGGCUUUCCAGGCCGGGGCUCCCAGCUCCUCUGGCCCUUCCCCAGCCCUGCUCCAAUCUGGGUGUGCUGCUCAGCACCUUGCAGCCAGGCCCUUCUCCCUCUCCAGGCAGAGGAAGACUGACUGGGCUCCUGGCUCACAGCCUCUUAUGGGGCCAGCUGGGCCUGACUGAGCUGGCCACAGCUGCGGCUGCUCCCUUAAUCCGGCUGGGCUUUUCCCCCACAGCCCCAGCCCUGUCAGGGCCGGAGCGGGUAAUCACCCCGCUACACCACCCAACACUCAUGUAAAAACUCUGCUUUAAAAAAAAAAAAAAAAAAGCAAGAUAAUGGCUCACCUACAUGACAAGCUGCUGAAAUUGGUCCAAAGAUGGAAAAAUGUGAGUAUUAUACUGAGGACUUUAUUACCAGUACUAUUUGUAAUAUAUGCAACUUUUGCAAGUCAAGGAAAAGUAAAGAUAAUAUGAUGGCUUUUAGCGUACUGCUGUAAAAUUUACAAUCAAAGAGCAAAGUGUGACUGUAGCAUGAGUUUACUAAGAAAAAUAAAAAGUCCGAUAUCUUUUGUUGUGGUCCAAAGUACUGUCAGAUGAAACUCGGUCAUUAACCCUCAACUGGGCAACUCAAACUGUUUCCGUUCUAUCUGCUUGGACCUGCAUAUGCCCAUGUAGAUGGAAUACCAGUUUGUACUUCUAGGGCUCCUGUAUUUUGUAUUCUGUAAUCUGACCUUCCACACAGCAGAAUGGAUGCUAAGUAAAUAGAUUUUUUUUAAAA
This is a messenger RNA of Caretta caretta (loggerhead turtle), 10955 nucleotides long. The record is from RefSeq and is a predicted model, not a curated record. Lineage: Eukaryota; Metazoa; Chordata; Testudines; Cheloniidae.